This is a messenger RNA of Laccaria bicolor S238N-H82, 903 nucleotides long. RefSeq lists its product as uncharacterized. The coding region runs from base 1 to 903 and encodes 300 amino acids. NCBI's taxonomy places the organism in Eukaryota, Fungi, Basidiomycota, Agaricomycetes, Agaricales, Hydnangiaceae. The transcript has 12 exons. The record is from RefSeq and is a predicted model, not a curated record.
AUGUCUUCAAUGGUCCCGAAUCGGCAUACCUGGGCUCAGUGGCUUCGGCGCGUAUCAUCUCCCUUCGCAUCGUUUUUGCCAAAGAAAGAGAACCAAAGCACUCAGAAGAACCCAUUCUCCUUACACUCCCGAUUCCGCCUCUCCUCAGACAUGGCGGCGCUCGCUUCGCUCAUAGAUUAUUUGGCUGCAGAACGACUUGCUACGUCGUUCGAUGUUGCGGCGGCGAUGCUGUUGGUAUACGAUUGCUCGCUGAUGUUGGGGAUGGAGUUUGAGUUUGUGUGGUCAUCGCCAUGGGGGUUCGUGAAAGUGCUAUAUAUCGUUCAGCGAUAUCUGCCUUUCUGUGAUGCGAUUUUUCUCUGUCUGACUCACCAAUUGGCGGUAAAUAUCGACCCAGAUGGCUGCCAUGUUGUUGAAACGAUACGAGGAUCGUGGUUGUUUGGCUCAUCGUAUCAAAGGGUUGAUGAUUUUUGGUUUUAUUUUGUCCGAAGCAAUCUUGACCCUGCGCGUAUGGGCAGUAUGGAAACGGGAACUGCGUCUGGGUGUCUUUCUGAUAUCCCUACUUACGCUCACAACUGUGGCGGAGGUAUACGUGACCAGAAUCUUCCUUCGCGACCUGCAAUUAAUACUGGUCCUGAUGAUAAUUCCUGGAAUUGCUUCCUUUUUCCGUUUGCUCAUAAGCCGCCCUUUCAGAUCGGCGAGGAGAGAAUGUCGGUCUACAUCAUCUCAUAUAUCGAGACGCGACGGUCGGCACGACGCAUUCAUUUCAAUGUCGCAGUGGUCUGCGCGCUCUCUGUAGAGUAUUUCGCGGUUAUUUCCAAGUACGUUUAUGUUUCUGUCUCUACGUGCAAAAUGACUGAUCGAGUCAAGUGUGGAACGCGUACUCCAUUCACUGUUGACGAGUAG